AUGAAUAAGCUUUUUUCCACAGUUCUACGAACGGUUCCAUUAUGUCGGACCCUACCCAGUGCUCAAUCGUUUCACAUUCUUGGCAAACGGUUCAGCUACAAAAGCGAUCUUGCCCUGGAAACGAUCUAUCCCAACAGCAGCCUUCGAUUGUACACACCACCACCGCCGGCACCUAAACCUGACGGAACAUUUAAUGGAUACAUCCCCCUGGACAAGGUGAACAUCUCGUACAGUCGCAGCAGUGGUCCCGGCGGACAAAAUGUGAACACCGUCAGCACGAAAGUGGAUCUACGAUUUCACCUGGAAACAGCAACCUGGUUGUCGGAAAAUGCUCGCAAUCGGUUAGCUCAGUUGCAAAGGGGACGAAUCACGAAGGAUGGAUAUCUCGUAAUCAAAAGCGAGUUGACCCGUUCCCAGCAGAUGAAUACUGCGGAUGCGUUGGAAAAGCUACGCGCGUUCAUACGACAAUCUGAGCAGCCGAUCACGACUGAACCAUCGGCGGAAACGGUCGAAAGACUACGCCGAAGGCACGAGAAAGCUGCCCGAGAACGAUUGGCCAUGAAGCGAAAACGUUCCGAUACGAAGGCUCAGCGUCAAGCGCCUUUAUAA
This is a messenger RNA of Anopheles marshallii, 609 nucleotides long. Its product is annotated as peptidyl-tRNA hydrolase ICT1, mitochondrial. The coding region runs from base 1 to 609 and encodes 202 amino acids. The record is from RefSeq and is a predicted model, not a curated record. The transcript is spliced from 3 exons. Gene Ontology annotation, cellular component: mitochondrial large ribosomal subunit. Gene Ontology annotation, biological process: mitochondrial translational termination. Gene Ontology annotation, molecular function: translation release factor activity. Lineage: Eukaryota; Metazoa; Arthropoda; Insecta; Diptera; Culicidae.